This is a messenger RNA of Schizosaccharomyces cryophilus OY26, 501 nucleotides long. Its product is annotated as bis(5'-nucleosidyl)-tetraphosphatase. Bases 1 to 501 code for a protein of 166 amino acids. Gene Ontology annotation, molecular function: catalytic activity. The record is from RefSeq and is a predicted model, not a curated record. Lineage: Eukaryota; Fungi; Ascomycota; Schizosaccharomycetes; Schizosaccharomycetales; Schizosaccharomycetaceae. The transcript has 4 exons.
AUGUCGAAACCCUUUAUGUUUUCUGCUUUUAACGUUACCAACCAGGUGUUUUAUCAAGCAAAACAUUCUUUUGCGAUUGUUAAUCUAAAACCCAUUUUGCCUGGCCACGUUUUAGUAAUCCCUCGCAGGGUUAUUAGUGAUCUUUUUGAGAGUGUCGCUAAGGUUGAAACUGUGCUCGAAAAAGUUUACACAGCAAGUGCUUCCAACAUUGGUAUUCAGGACGGACGAGACGCUGGUCAGACUGUCCCUCACCUUCACGUGCACCUCAUCCCUCGUAAGAAACUCGACUUUAACGAGAAUGACGAGGUAUAUCAACAUUUGGAGAAGGCAGAGGCCAACCUUGCAUCUUUACAAGCCACAGGAAAAGAAACCAUCAUUGGCGAUCAAAGUCCUCCUACAUCUAUGAAGAAGAGCGUUCCCAAGGAUGAAGACCGUCAUCCCCGUACACCGGAAGUUAUGCAAGAAGAAGCAACCUGGUUACGUUCUUUCUUUCAGGAUUGA